ACCGGCCACCGUAGUACAAACCCACGUGGCUAAACAAAACGUAAUGGCGGCUGGGUUUAAGACUGCGGAGCCUCUGGAGUAUCACAGAAGCUUUCUGAAAGAAAACUGUCGACCUGAUGGACGGGAACUGUCUGAAUUCAGAACCACAACACUGAACAUUGGAUCCAUAUCCACAGCAGAUGGUUCGGCUCUGGUGAAGAUGGGAAACACGACGAUUAUCUGCGGAAUCAAAGCGGAGCUGGCUAACCCUACAGCAGAGGCCCCUGGUAAAGGUUACAUUGUGCCCAACGUGGACUUGCCGCCUCUGUGUUCGUCCCGUUUUCGGCCGGGUCCACCAGGAGAACAGGCCCAGGCUGCCAGCCAGUUUAUUGCUGAUGUUAUUGAAAGCUCUGAGGUGAUCAAAACAGAGGACUUGUGCAUUGAUAGAGGAAAGCUCUGUUGGGUGCUCUACUGUGACAUCAUGUGUCUCGACUAUGAUGGGAAUAUUCUGGAUGCUUGUAUAAUCGCUCUGCUGGCUGCCCUGAAGAACACUCAGCUCCCAGAAGUCGUCGUAAACAAAGAGACAUCUUCACCAGAGGUGGAUUUGGAAAAGCGACAAAGGCUUCAUAUCCACAAACAUCCAGUUGGAGCCUCUUUUUGUGUCUUUGAUGACUCCAUACUGAUCGUAGACCCCACAGCUGAGGAGGAGAGUCUGUCUACAGCACAUCUCACUGUGGUCACAGACGAGGAGGAUCGUCUCUGCUCUGUACACAAACCAGGUGGAACUCCCAUGUCUGGAGAGAAGCUGCAAGAGUGCAUCAACCGAGCAACAACCCGACAGAGAGAGAUCCACAAACUCAUUGACAAGGUUCUAGACAGCGUAAAGACGUCGGAGUAAAAAAGUCAAGACAAUGUUUUUUUUUUAUCUAAAAGAUGUAUUUUCCACUGUCAAUAUAUAUUCUUUUAAUAACAAUAAAACAGAUGACAAAGA
Messenger RNA from Girardinichthys multiradiatus, 970 nucleotides. It is a transcript of the gene exosc8, whose product is annotated as exosome component 8. The record is from RefSeq and is a predicted model, not a curated record. The transcript is spliced from 11 exons. NCBI's taxonomy places the organism in Eukaryota, Metazoa, Chordata, Actinopteri, Cyprinodontiformes, Goodeidae. Gene Ontology annotation, biological process: U5 snRNA 3'-end processing; exonucleolytic trimming to generate mature 3'-end of 5.8S rRNA from tricistronic rRNA transcript (SSU-rRNA, 5.8S rRNA, LSU-rRNA); nuclear polyadenylation-dependent rRNA catabolic process. Gene Ontology annotation, cellular component: cytoplasmic exosome (RNase complex); nuclear exosome (RNase complex). Bases 44 to 877 code for a protein of 277 amino acids.